Molecule: messenger RNA, 1236 nt
Organism: Orbilia oligospora ATCC 24927
Lineage: Eukaryota; Fungi; Ascomycota; Orbiliomycetes; Orbiliales; Orbiliaceae
Exons: 5
Coding region: 1-1236 (411 amino acids)
Biological process (GO): pyruvate decarboxylation to acetyl-CoA
Cellular component (GO): intracellular membrane-bounded organelle
Molecular function (GO): pyruvate dehydrogenase (acetyl-transferring) activity
Source: RefSeq, a predicted model, not a curated record
AUGCUGGCGUCCCAAUCCCGUAAGGCGGCUCUGAACGCCUUCCGAAGCUCCUCCCGAAAACCGCUCGCUGCAGCCCUCUCCGUCCGAAGCAUAUCGGUCGACGCGACGGCUAGUCAGGAUGCUCAGGCUCCGGAGGACCCAGACAAGCCCUUCACAGUCAAACUCCUUUCUCAGAGCUUCGAUGCCUUCAACAUUGAACCCCCAUCGUUAGACUUUGUUACCACCAAGAAUGAGCUCAUUGACAUGUACAAAAAUAUGGCGGCCGUCAGACGUAUGGAAUUCGCUGCCGACAGACUCUACAAGGAACGCAAAAUCCGUGGUUUCUGCCAUCUUUCCGUCGGCCAGGAAGCCGUGGCUGUCGGUAUGGAAAAGGCAAUCACCCCAGACGACCAAGUCAUCACUUCCUACCGCUGCCACGGCUUCGCCUACAUGCGUGGAGCAUCUGUCAAGUCCAUCAUCGCGGAACUCCUCGGCCGACGUGAGGGUAUUGCAUACGGCAAGGGAGGAUCUAUGCACAUGUUCGCCAAGUCAUUUUAUGGUGGUAAUGGUAUCGUUGGAGCGCAGGUCCCCGUCGGUGCCGGUAUCGGAUUUGCCAUGAAGUAUUUGGGACGACCGAAUGUUACUUUUGCGCUUUAUGGUGAUGGUGCAGCGAAUCAAGGACAGGUGUUUGAGGCGUUCAACAUGGCCAAGCUGUGGGAUAUCCCGGUGGUAUUUGGUUGUGAAAACAACAAAUACGGUAUGGGUACCUCUGCGGCACGAAGCAGCGCGUUGACAGAGUACCACCAGCGUGGACAGUACAUCCCCGGUUUGAAGGUCAACGGUAUGGACGUCCUAGCGGUUAAGCAGGCUUGUGCUUGGGCGAAGGAGUACACUACCAGCGGAAAGGGACCUCUUGUUAUGGAAUUCCUCACUUACAGAUAUGGUGGCCACUCCAUGUCUGACCCUGGUACCUCUUACAGAACCCGUGAGGAAGUUUCAUGGAUGCGAACCAACCAAGACGCCAUCGCCGGCCUUCGCACCAGACUUUUGGACUGGGGUGUCGUUACUGAGGAUGGUCUUAAGGAAUUGGACAAGGGAGUCAAGGAUGUUGUUGACCCUGAAGUCGCUGCUGCUGAAGCUGCUGAGGUUCCAGAGAACUCCCGAAAGGUUCUUUUCGAGGAUAUUUAUACCCGUGGAUCAGAGCCAGAUUGGUUGCGUGGAAGAACUGCCGAGGAGACUUAUUACUAUAAGGAGUAG